Molecule: messenger RNA, 1494 nt
Organism: Coniophora puteana RWD-64-598 SS2
Lineage: Eukaryota; Fungi; Basidiomycota; Agaricomycetes; Boletales; Coniophoraceae
Product: glycoside hydrolase family 55 protein
Exons: 8
Coding region: 1-1494 (497 amino acids)
Source: RefSeq, a predicted model, not a curated record
AUGGCUUCAAGUUCUCGUCAACAGGAGUUGGCGAAGCAACCUUCUGGACCAGAUGGCCAGCGGCGUGGAGCUACACAAUCAGCUUCACGCAGUAUAGUUCCAGCUCCAAUAAUAGGGACGGGUCCCUUCAAGACACCAACAAAGUCACCCCGCAGCACGCGUAAAUACGCCAAAGACAUGGAUAAAACACCGACUCCCCAGCUCCGCCAUAACCCGUGGGAGUCAUGGAGUGGUAGCCUCGAGUUCGCUAUCAACUCAGGCCCGUGGAACAGUCUUCUUGAUUUAUUUGGAAAAGCUAUCCCUAAGAUGCCUCCGGUUUACUCUUCUACCGCCACCACAAAUCAAAAGAACACUAGCCAGUCAGAAGUGGAUUUACCUAUAAGCAAUCAGCUGAAAUAUCUGGUCUAUGUUCCCUACCUGUUGGAUGCACGCAUAACCGAGGCAUCAGAUCUCCUGUCUGAAGUAAGGCUGGAUUUAACCAAUCAGGACCACUUCUCGCUGGCCACGCACUGCAUUGCGGAAGUAUACCAACCACUUCUCCCUCAGAUAUUGUGGUCAGAAAAUGAUGUGGUCGUUUGGUGCGAUAGCUCAAUCCUUCAUCCAGCGCUCGCAUGCUUGCGUGUCAUCCUCCACAAGAACUCUGGGCAAACGCACAUGGAUCCAGUCAAGCUCCACCACUUUCCUCAAUUCCCAAGCCUCACUAGUGCACCGAGCUUUAGCAUCAUCCCUGACAAACUUGUGCUAAAGGGCGCUAAAGCUACAACGGGACGCGGCAGUACUUCACUUCCAGAUGUUUUGUGUACCGUAGAGAUCAAGACCACUCAUUCGUGGAAAAAGGAUUUGUUUAGCUCAAUCAUGAAGAUGCUGAACGGUAUACCUGAGGCACACCGGUACCAUGUCCAUCGGUUUGUAUGGCCUGAAGAUGUCGAUGUGCGAGAAAAAAGGGACAAGAUCCUCAUUCAGGUCUGGGCACAAAUGGUUGAUAACGAGGUCGACUAUGCUUUGUUGACUUGUUGUCGAGACACCAUGUGCCUGAUCAGAAAAAAUAACACCCUCUAUACGUCCCGGUUGUACACAACGACUCAGCGGCCAGGCUUGGUGGCAUUUUGUGUCUUUGCAAUGGCUGCUAACAUGUUGGAAAAGCCAGUUCUUCCCAAUGAUGGAGAUACCGAAGGGGCUGUCCUUAAGAAUUGGAGUCGUCAUAUGAAGACUUACGCAAAAGAUGAGUACAGAGGAGCUGACACCUGCGGAAACGUUCUCGGAGACCAGGCCCAGAUAGUUGGCGAGACGUGGUCCACGAUUCUCACUGGUGGCACGACGUUUUCGGACAUGAUCAACCCCAAUGUUGCGGUCCAGGUCGGCAACUCGGGCGACAUCUGUGUUAAGGAAUUCACGGAAAUUCUGCUCCCGACUGUUGGCCCAUCGCCCGGUAUUAUCAUGGUGGAGUGGAACGUCCACGAGCCCGAUGGCCAGCAGGGCGCUACGGGCAUGUAG